GUGUGGAGCCUGACCAACAUUUUUGGCGCGCCGCACAGCCUUCAGCGCCCGCCUGGCGAGCGUGAUGACCUGGCGCCACCUCAGCGCCCGCUGCCGCCCGUGCUGGCCUCGGGCCCCUCUGCCUGGUUCUACUUCAACCUCCUCGUGGCACAGUCCCAGAUCUUUGUGCCCGUGUAUGAUGUGGCUGAGGCGCAGGAGAUGAGCAGCCAGCUGUGGAACAUGCCAGACCUGGUGCAGAAGAGCGGGUUUGAGCGGGUGGCUGACAUGGCGCUGGCGUUUGCUGUGCUGGGCGAAGUGGAUGACAAGGACGAGCGGCUGGCGCUGGAGGAGCGUGGCCUCGCGCUGAGCGCCACCGCGCUGCGCUUCGCUUAUAGCUACGGCGGCGAUGGGGAGACAAACAUCAAGGUCGACCUGCGAGACACGGCGGCGUUUGUGCGGGACCCGUCAGCCCGCGUCAACUGCGCCAUGCUGCCCUUCUCCUGCAAGGUGGAUGUGGGGACCAAGGUGCCGCGCGCGGCGGAGCAGGGCGAGGUGGAGCGGCUGCACCGCGGCGCAACGCUGAUCCAGCGCUGCUGGCGCCGCCACGUCGCGCGCGCGUCCAUGGCGGCGGCCACGGGCGGCGCGCCCACGGGCGCCGCCCCCGCGGCGGCGGCGGUGCUGGCGGGGCUGGGGCGCGGGCGGGGGCCCCGCCGCCUCGACUCCAUGCUGGCGGCUGUGGACACUGUGGAAGCGGGGGACACCUACG
Chlorella variabilis is the source of this 745-nucleotide messenger RNA. RefSeq lists its product as hypothetical. NCBI's taxonomy places the organism in Eukaryota, Viridiplantae, Chlorophyta, Trebouxiophyceae, Chlorellales, Chlorellaceae. The annotation marks the transcript as partial. The record is from RefSeq and is a predicted model, not a curated record. The transcript is spliced from 4 exons.